This is a messenger RNA of Thunnus maccoyii (southern bluefin tuna), 1568 nucleotides long. It is a transcript of the gene mcur1, whose product is annotated as mitochondrial calcium uniporter regulator 1. Lineage: Eukaryota; Metazoa; Chordata; Actinopteri; Scombriformes; Scombridae. The coding region runs from base 77 to 991 and encodes 304 amino acids. Gene Ontology annotation, biological process: positive regulation of mitochondrial calcium ion concentration; calcium import into the mitochondrion. Gene Ontology annotation, cellular component: mitochondrial inner membrane; mitochondrion. The transcript is spliced from 9 exons. The record is from RefSeq and is a predicted model, not a curated record.
UUACAGUGUAGCCUGGAUAGAAUACGGAGACGGAAGUAGUACAGUCUUGGCAACAUUUAUAGCAGGGGAGCACAAUAUGGUGCUGAGACAAUGUCAUUCGCGACUCAAAGUUGUUGUCUUUAACCACGCAGAAAAGUGUUAUGACCCUACUCACAAUCCAUACAGAGUUAGUAGUUUGGUGGCAGCGCCGCCGAGCAGUUUGACAGCUGUCUGCUCCUGUGUCAUCACUGCACCCUGUUGCAACUUGGAGAAGCUGCCGUGGAGAUGGAGACGAGCUCCUGGACCGAGAACGAUGCAUCUUUCUGCUGGGACACACAUGUCUAUCAGAGAGUUGAGUACUUCCAUCAGAGCCCUCCAGUAUGAUUUGAAAGCGGAUGUACCACAGUCUGAAGGCCGGAAGCUGUUUUUUGAUACACACGCGGUGGUUCGACUCCUAGAGGAAAAUGGCUUCACUACUCAGCAAGCUGAGGUGAUGGUUCAGGUACUGGUGAGGAUGACAAACUCUAACAUGGAUGCUAUCUACAGCGACAUGGUAACCAAAGUGCAGCAGGAGAUUAUGUUGCAGCGUGUGAUGUCUCAAAUAGCAGCUGUAAAGAAGGACAUGAUAAUCCUUGAGAAGAGUGAAUUUUCUACUUUACUGGCAGAGAAUGAGAAACUCAAGAUCCAGUUAUUGCAGCUGAAGGUCCAACUGGCAGAUGUAUUGAGUAAAGUGCGCGCAGACACUAUUAUGGACAUGAAUUUGGAGAAAAGCCGUGUAAAAGAAUUGAGUGCAGAGCAUGAGAAGAAGCUUCUAGAAGCACGAACGGAGAUAAUGGAAAUGACUGCAGAGCAAGAUCGCCAUUUGACUCAGACCAACAUGAAGAUAGACACUGAAGUGGCGGGUUUGAAAACCAUGUUAGAGUCUCAUAAACUGGACACUAUAAAAUAUCUUGCAGGUUCAGUGUUCACCUGUCUCACUGUGGUGUUGGGUUUCUAUCGUAUUUGGAUGUGAACACUAGGAUUGUGACUUUCAUAUUACCUGUGGUGACUCUUUGAACUUUCAAUGCAUCCUCUGAAUCCUAAGACAUUCAGAGGCCAAAUCUCUUUCACCUCUGACCUCAUUUUGUUACAUGUUAUUGAUCAGUAUGAGUUUGUGUUUACCGGUGUAAUUUUAUGAAUGAAUUAUAAACUCAGAAGUGGAACACGUUUGAUAAACGUACCUGUUACAGUGAAAGCUUUGGUCCAGUUUUAAUGCACUGUCUCCUGAAGAAACUCCUUAUUCCAGAAAUGGUUUGCAGACAGUUAAAUACCAACCACUUAUGUUACUAUCUAAUGCAGUUUGAAGUUGAAAUGAUUAUAUUUUUAAUGUUAUGUGAAUACAGUAUGCUGUAUAUGUAUAUAUGAAGUUGUAGAUUGGAACUGAAACUCAGGAGGAAUUUGUGUGACUCUCAACCACUUCACUAUAUUAUCACAGAUAUGUAACUUUUAUCUCUCUAAUUUGUGAUUUCAGAAAUGUUUGAAUAACUGACAUCUUGGAUUGAUCUUAUUAGAAUAAAGUUAAUUGUGAAUAAAUAUAAAUUUUGUGGUAA